CUGCGGCUGUGGGCCUGGCUCUCUGUCGCCUGCGCUCGUGCCUCGGGAUUCUCCUCCGCCCUGCACCCUGGAGCGCCCGGUCGCCAGCCUCUGCCAGCUCCUCGGUAUCCUUGCGGCCGUGGGCAGCGACUGUCGCGCCUGCCCCACUGUGAGAGGACCAUCCUUGCUGCACUUGCGCAGUAACUCUGGCUGCACAGCAGAGCCCUCGGAUAAUACGGACGCCCCCGCAACAUGGCAGACGAAGACCUCAUCUUCCGCCUGGAAGGUGUUGACGGUGGUGGGUCCUCCCGCGCUGGCCAUAAUGGGGACCCUGACACAGACAGUGACGAUGAUGAGGGCUACUUCAUCUGCCCCAUCACCGAUGACCACAUGUCCAACCAGAAUGUCAGCCCCAAAGUCCAGAGCUACUAUAGCAACCUAAUGAAAACAGAGUGUGGCUCCACAGGGUCACCAGCCGGCUCUUUCCACUUCAAGGAAGCCUGGAAGCAUGCGAUAGAGAAGGCCAAGCACAUGCCUGACCCCUGGGCUGAAUUCCAUCUUGAGGACAUCGCCACAGAACAUGCUACUCGGCACAGGUACAAUGCUGUCACCGGGGAAUGGCUGAAAGACGAGGUUCUGAUCAAGAUGGCGUCUCAGCCCUUCGGCCGUGGAGCAAUGAGGGAGUGCUUCAGGACGAAGAAGCUCUCCAACUUCUUGCAUGCCCAGCAAUGGAAGGGGGCCUCCAACUACGUGGCAAAACGCUACAUCGAGCCAGUGGACAGGAGUGUGUACUUUGAGGAUGUGCAGCUCCAGAUGGAGGCGAAGCUCUGGGGGGAGGAGUACAACCGGCACAAGCCCCCCAAGCAGGUGGAUAUCAUGCAGAUGUGCAUCAUUGAGCUGAAGGACAGACAAGGCCAACCCCUCUUCCACCUGGAGCACUACAUCGAGGGCAAGUACAUCAAGUAUAAUUCCAACUCAGGCUUUGUCCGUGAUGACAACAUCCGACUAACACCACAGGCCUUCAGCCAUUUCACAUUUGAACGUUCUGGUCACCAGCUGAUUGUAGUGGACAUCCAGGGUGUGGGUGACCUUUAUACUGACCCACAGAUCCACACUGAGAAAGGCACUGACUUUGGAGAUGGUAACCUUGGUGUCCGGGGAAUGGCCCUCUUCUUCUAUUCUCAUGCCUGCAACCGUAUUUGCCAGAGCAUGGGCCUUGCGCCCUUUGACCUCUCCCCACGGGAGCAGGAUUCAGUGAAUCAGAGCACCAAGCUAUUGCAAUCAGCCAAGACCAUCUUGAGGGGGACAGAGGAGAAAUGUGGGAGCCCCCGAAUAAGGACACUCUCUGGCAGCCGGCCCCCCUUGCUCCUUCGCCUGUCAGAGAACUCUGGGGAUGAGAACAUUAGUGAUGUGACCUUUGACUCUCUGCCUUCCUCCCCGUCUUCGGCCACACCACACAGCCAGAAGUUGGACCACCUCCAUUGGCCAGUGUUUGGUGACCUCGAUAACAUGGGCCCUAGAGACCAUGACCGCAUGGACAAUCACCGGGACUCUGAGAACAGUGGAGACAGUGGAUACCCAAGCGAGAAGCGAAGUGACCUGGAUGACCCUGAGCCCCGAGAAAACGGCCACUCCAACGGCAACCGAAGGCCUGAAUCUGAUGAGGAUAGCCUGGGCAGCUCUGGACGGGUCUGUGUGGAGACGUGGAACCUGCUCAAUCCCUCACGCCUGCACCUGCCGAGGCCCUCGGCCGUGGCCCUAGAAGUGCAAAGGUUAAAUGCUCUGGACCUUGGAAAGAAAAUCGGGAAGUCUGUUUUGGGGAAGGUCCAUCUGGCCAUGGUGCGUUACCACGAGGGCGGGCGCUUCUGCGAGAAGGAUGAGGAGUGGGAUCGAGAGUCAGCCAUCUUCCACCUGGAGCAUGCAGCUGACCUGGGAGAACUGGAGGCCAUCGUGGGCCUAGGCCUCAUGUACUCUCAGCUGCCCCACCACAUCCUGGCUGAUGUCUCUCUGAAGGAGACAGAAGAGAACAAGACAAAAGGCUUUGAUUACUUACUGAAGGCGGCAGAAGCUGGUGACAGGCAGUCCAUGAUUUUAGUGGCCCGAGCUUUUGACACUGGCCUGAACCUCAGCCCAGACAGGUGUCCAGACUGGUCAGAAGCCUUGCACUGGUACAGCACGGCUCUGGAGAUGACGGACUGCGAUGAAGGCGGGGAGUAUGAUGGGAUACAGGACGAGCCCCAAUAUGCACUGCUGGCCAGGGAGGCGGAGAUGCUGCUCACGGGGGGAUUUGGACUGGACAAGAACCCCCAAAGAUCAGGAGACUUGUACACCCAGGCAGCCGAGGCAGCCAUGGAAGCCAUGAAGGGCAGGCUAGCCAACCAGUACUACGAGAAAGCGGAAGAAGCCUGGGCCCAGAUGGAGGAGUAACUGUCCCACAGGAUCACUGCCAAGAAGAAGGGCUGGGGAGGGGAGGAUGGGACUCAUUUCUUUUGGGAGGGGAAAAGUAGUUUUACUAUUAUAUAAAUUCACUUUUGUAUUCCAUUUUUUUUUGACUCUUGACAGUCUUUGCAACUGGCAGAGACAUUAUAACUGCUCUUUUAGGGGUGGUAUUUUGGGGGGCUGGGGGGUUAAAGAUGCAGCCUAAUGAAUUCCUCCCACCCCUUUUUUUCUUUUUUUGUUCUGAGAUGUAAACAAGUAUCUUUCUGUCUGAAUGAACAGACAGUAUCGGGGCUUCUCUCGCCAGCCUUUGCAGCCAGGACUCGCAUCUCAGGGUCUCCAGGCCGUGUGCUAGGAGUACAAAUGGAGGAGAAUAGAGAGCCUUCUAUUAACUUUUUGUUUUUGAGUUUUGAGAGGGGUGUGCAGUGUAUCUUUCCCCCAGUGGGUAUGAGGUCAUUCACUACCCAGGCUCCUUUGCUCGGGGGGAGAUGGUUGUGGAAGUCUUUCACCUAAUGUCUUUCCACCGGGCACAUGAUUUCUUGACAUCCAUCCAAAUUCCUUUUUUUAUUUUUUAUUUUUUAUUUUUUGACCUGUAUCGACUAUAGAUUUUACAGAACAGGUUUGGCCUUUAUACAUGCAUAUUUACUACCUCUGAGUCCUGCAUCGGUGCAUGUGGAAGCAGAUGAACCUCAAAGCUUUCACAGUAAGACCAUGGGUUAGGAGCUGAGCGAUUUUCCUCCAAACAGAAGUGCCCUCUGCACCCCAUGGCCACAUCCACUAUGGGACUGAAGCAUCCUUGUGCAGAAUUCCAUGGUCGUUUCUUUUUUUCUUUCUUUUUUCCUUCUUCGAGACCGGGUUUCUCUGUAUAACCCUGGCUGUCCUGGAACUCACUCUGUAGACCAGGCUGGCCCCAAACUCAGAAAUCUGCCUGCCUCUGCCUCCCAAGUGCUGGGAUUAAAGGCGUGCGCCACCACUGCCCGGUUCCAUGGUUGUUUCUUAAUGCGAUAUAUCAUGGACUCUCUCAGCCUGCUGUCCCUGGCAUUUUCUGCUUGAAACUAGGUUUUACUUACUUGACACUAGGUCAUCUGCAGCAAGUGGCUUCCAGCUGCAGCCCCUUGGGAUUUGUUUGGGAAUGAGGGGACAAGAGUGUAAACACUGACUGGGUCUGGGCAUUUCCCCAGGGUCAGGCUGGGAUUUUAAUGAGCUUUCUCUUUAAAAGGAGUUCAGAUUUAAUGGGAGUGUGAUUUCAGCCACAGGAAAAUUGCCCACUUUGAUUGACCACCAAUAUUAGAUCUACCACCUCUAUUUUUGUUUAAAAAACAGAACAGCAGAGUGGGACAUGCAAGCCAGUCUCAUCUGUUGGCUAAAACAGGCCUUUUAAGGAUUUCACUGUUGAGUCUGCCCAGUCAAAAACUUGUGGAAGCAUUAAAUUCUGAAGUCUAAAGUGUAUGUCUUUUGAGGAAAAAUCAGAGUCAAUUUAACCUUGUGGGCUGGGAGCCAUGGUAUAUACCUGUAAUCCCAGCAUUCGGGUGGUAGAGGAAGAAGGAUCAAAGUUUGAGGCCAGCCUGGGCUAUAUAAUGAGAUCCUGCCCCAGAAACAAACAAUAAAAAGAGCCAGUAAAGAUGGCUCAGUGGCUGAAGCUCCUCCCGCCCCUCGCCUGACAAUCUGAGUUCUGUUCCUGAGACCCACAUGUGGAAGCAGGGAACAAAUUCCUGCGAGUUGUCUUCUGAUCUUCACCUGUGUGGUGUGUCACAAGGGAGCCCACAAACACACACAACUGUAAGAGAAAUGAAAUAGCAAGAACUACCUUUGAAAACUCCUUUUAUCUACCUGCAAGUUAAAAAUUCCCGGGUUUGCAUUAAAAGCCAUAACAGCC
This is a messenger RNA of Grammomys surdaster, 4291 nucleotides long. RefSeq names its product eukaryotic elongation factor 2 kinase (gene Eef2k). NCBI's taxonomy places the organism in Eukaryota, Metazoa, Chordata, Mammalia, Rodentia, Muridae. Gene Ontology annotation, biological process: protein phosphorylation. The record is from RefSeq and is a predicted model, not a curated record. Gene Ontology annotation, molecular function: calmodulin binding; ATP binding; elongation factor-2 kinase activity. The transcript has 18 exons. The coding region runs from base 232 to 2406 and encodes 724 amino acids.